AAAGUUUUUCAAACGUUCAAUCAAACCGCAAAGAUGGCUGCCUCCAUACUGAAGGUUGCAGUUGCAGGUAUUUCGAGGUGUGCACGGCACACGUUACCCUCAGUAAGGGCAUUGUCUUUGUCUUUGCCCGUCAGACAGGGUGUCCCUCAGUCUUUGUGGAAGUUAGGCAGGCUAAAUCAUGUGGCUAUCGCAGUACCAGAUCUAGAGAAAGCCACAGCGCUGUAUCGGGAUGUUCUGGGGGCUCAGGUGAGCGCAACUGUUCCUCUCCCUGAGCACGGGGUGUACACUGUGUUUGUGGAACUGGGCAACACAAAAUUAGAGCUCCUGCACCCGCUGGGAGAGAAAAGUCCCAUCGCAGGAUUCCUGCAGAAGAACAAAGCUGGAGGGAUGCAUCACAUCUGUAUUGAGGUUGAUGAUAUUAAUGCAGCAAUAGCUGACUUGAAAGAAAGGAAAAUCAGACUGCUCUCCCCAGAGCCACGGAUAGGAGCCCAUGGCAAACCUGUGAUGUUCCUCCACCCUAAAGACUGUGAUGGAGUCCUUGUGGAGAUAGAGCAGGCCUAGAUAUUUGGAGGCUCACGCCUUGAAGUCAUUGCAUUGUCUAUCAGACAGCAACACUAAGACAUAUUUGGAUGUUCAGUUAUGACAUCAAUAAAAAGUCUGAUAUUUACUCAAA
Messenger RNA from Triplophysa rosa, 673 nucleotides. It is a transcript of the gene mcee, whose product is annotated as methylmalonyl CoA epimerase. Gene Ontology annotation, biological process: L-methylmalonyl-CoA metabolic process. Gene Ontology annotation, cellular component: mitochondrion. The record is from RefSeq and is a predicted model, not a curated record. The transcript is spliced from 3 exons. Bases 34 to 561 code for a protein of 175 amino acids. Gene Ontology annotation, molecular function: methylmalonyl-CoA epimerase activity. Lineage: Eukaryota; Metazoa; Chordata; Actinopteri; Cypriniformes; Nemacheilidae.